GUGUGUUUACUUCUUGUGUAUGUGACUCAUCAUUGCUAUUGCUAUACCCCAUUCAUUCAUUCUUUCAUUGGGGAUAUAUAUAUUUGGGGACUCCAAUAUCCUUGCAUUUUGAUCGACGUUCAUUGCCGUAGAGAGAUGGUAAUAAUAGGAGCUUGAUUUUGACCAGUGUGAACGCUGGCUUGGCUCCAAAGGGUCACUUAAUUAAUUAUUUGUUAGAAUCGCAAAGCUGUUUUUAUGAAUGGACAAAAUCGGAAAUACACCCCUGUAUGUCUUCAGCCAUCUGGUGAAAAACAGCUAAGUAAUAUGAGUGCCUCGGGAGCCAUGUCAUCACAAAAUUCUUCAUUAGUCUCUAGGUCUUCAAGUGAUACGGUGCCAUUCCAAGUCGGCCAGCCGUCUCAUUAUGUAAAUGCACAACCAGUGCCAUUAGUAGGUCAAAGUAAUGGUAUGUCGUGGGUUACAGAAUCUCUUGAGGAUCUUCUUGAAUUUCCUGACAGUAUCAUUGGCGGCAGCUCCCAAAUCGAGACUCUUAAUGCCAUGAUUCCAUCUGGUGAUCUUGGUAGGGGAACUGACUCAAACUGGCAGAACUGGGAACAUUUAAUGAAUGCUGAUGAUAAUAUUGACUCAAACUGGAGUGAGAUGUUGGCUGAUGUUGAUGCGCCAAGCCUAGAACCAAAGCAAAUGCAAAUCACUACUCGUCCUCCCGUGUCAAGCGUGGAAGCAUGUCCAGUCGGUAGCCCAUCAUCUAAUGGAACCUCUAUUAAACCUCGCAUGCGUUGGACACCAGAGCUGCAUGAAUCCUUUGUUGAAGCAGUCAACCAGCUGGGUGGUAGUGAACGAGCUACACCAAAAGGCGUUUUGAAGCUCAUGAAUGUUGAAGGUUUGACAAUAUAUCAUGUGAAAAGCCAUCUGCAGAAAUAUAGAACAGCCAGAUAUAAGCCAGAGUUAUCUGAAGGAUCAUCAGAGAAGAAGCAGAAUAUUGAUGAGAUGGUAUCUAUGGAUAUUAAAACCAAGGCUUUGGGGUUCACUGAUGCAUUAAAACUACAGAUGGAAGUUCAAAAGCAACUUCAUGAACAGCUUGAGAUCCAAAGAAGCUUACAGUUACGAAUAGAAGAACAAGGUAAAUAUUUACAAAUGAUGUUUGAGCAACAAAGGAAGAUGGAAAGCGAAAGGUUAAAGCCCGCAUCAUCUAACCCAGAUGAAGAACCUGCCCCUCUAGCAAAAGCAACUGAAAAACCAAAUGAUGAUCAACACAUAUCAGACAAAGAUGCCAAAAAGUCAACGGAAAACAGCAGCCAAAAUUCAAAGUCAACAACGCAAAUAGAAGAACCGGAUGUUAACAUAUCUAAUAUCAAUAGUGGAUGUAGUCCCCGCCCUUCAAAGCGUGCCAGAGCCGACCAGGCAUAACCCAUGUUUUGAUUUGUGUGAUUACAUUUGGAACAUGUUUGUCCCUUUUCUCUUCCUGUCCCUGAAUAUCUUUUUAGGGCUUUUGCAUUUGGAGAUGGAUUUUGGAGGGUGCAACAAGCAAUGUUAGGUUUUUCUUUUGUUCAUUUUGUUACUAUACAACUAGUAGAAAUAAUAUAAGUCCAUAAUAAACAAGUUUGUCUUGAAGAA
Molecule: messenger RNA, 1611 nt
Organism: Erigeron canadensis
Lineage: Eukaryota; Viridiplantae; Streptophyta; Magnoliopsida; Asterales; Asteraceae
Product: protein PHOSPHATE STARVATION RESPONSE 1-like
Exons: 8
Coding region: 235-1404 (389 amino acids)
Molecular function (GO): DNA binding; DNA-binding transcription factor activity
Source: RefSeq, a predicted model, not a curated record